GCGGGAGGGGGAGGAGAACUGACGUCAGCGGGAGAGUAUUAUGGUCUGUCGUGCGCUGGCUGCUGCUUUUCUGCUCCUGGAAGCGGCCAAGGGGGGAAGCGGCGAGUCAACAUGGAGCUUUCAGCGGUGGGGGAGCGGGUGUUCGCGGCCGAAGCCCUCCUGAAACGGCGCAUACGGAAAGGACGCAUGGAAUACCUCGUGAAAUGGAAGGGCUGGUCGCAGAAGUACAGCACCUGGGAACCUGAGGAAAACAUCCUGGAUGCUCGCCUGCUCGCAGCCUUUGAGGAAAGGGAACGAGAGAUGGAGCUCUAUGGCCCCAAAAAGCGAGGUCCCAAGCCCAAAACCUUCCUCCUCAAGGCCCAGGCCAAAGCAAAGGCCAAAACUUACGAGUUCCGAAGUGACUCUGCCCGUGGUAUCCGGAUCCCUUACCCUGGCCGCUCACCUCAGGACCUGGCAUCUACUUCCCGGGCCCGGGAGGGCCUUCGGAACAUGGGUUUGUCCCCACCGGGGAGCAGCAGCAGCACCAGCAGCACCUGCCGAGUGGAGCCUCCUCGGGACCGGGACAGGGACCGGGAGCGAGAGAGGGACCGGGAGCGAGAACGGGGCACCAGCCGCGUGGAUGACAAGCCCAGCUCGCCAAGCGACAGCUCUAAGAAACGAGGCCCCAAGCCCCGGAAGGAGCUCCUGGACCCCUCGCAGAGGCCCUUGGGAGAACCCAGUGAUGGCCUGGGAGAUUACCUCAAGAACAGGAAGCUAGAGGACACCUCUUCUGGAGCAGGAAAGUUCCCAGCAGGCCACAGCGUGAUCCAGCUGGCCCGAAGGCAGGACUCGGACCUGGCCCAGUGCGGCGUGGCCAGCCCCAGCCCAGCUGAGGCCACAAGCAAGCUGGCUGUGGACACCUUUCCCGCCAGGGUCAUAAAGCACAGGGCCGCUUUCCUGGAGGCCAAAGGCCAGAGUGCUCUGGACCCUGGUGGCCCCCGGGUCCGGCAUGGCUCAGGCACUCCUGGCUCUGUGGGAGGCUUGUAUCGGGACAUGGGGGCUCAGGGGGGAAGGCCCUCCCUCAUCGCCCGGAUUCCAGUGGCCAGAAUCCUGGGAGAUCCAGAAGAAGAGUCCUGGAGUCCUUCUCUGACUAACCUGGAGAAGGUGGUGGUCACCGAUGUGACCUCAAACUUUUUGACCGUCACCAUUAAGGAAAGUAACACGGACCAAGGCUUUUUUAAAGAGAAAAGAUGAAUUGUUGGGUGGGUGAGGACAAGAGAGCAGGAGAGAGAGUGAGAGUGAAAACUUGGCAUAAUGCUUUUUAUUUUUGGGUGGGAGGCGGCCUUCUGGCUGGUCCCCUCCCUAACCACACAGCCCGCCCCUUCAUUCCCCCUUUCUCCCCCUCAGUUUUGGUUGGAAGAUUAUCUCUAGAGUUAUAUUUUCUAUUAGAUGUAAAUAUCUUAUUUAAGAAAAAAUAUCUAAAUAUAUAUAUUUCAACUC
Messenger RNA from Rhinolophus ferrumequinum (greater horseshoe bat), 1479 nucleotides. RefSeq names its product chromobox 8 (gene CBX8). The record is from RefSeq and is a predicted model, not a curated record. The transcript has 5 exons. Lineage: Eukaryota; Metazoa; Chordata; Mammalia; Chiroptera; Rhinolophidae. The coding region runs from base 112 to 1233 and encodes 373 amino acids.